This is a messenger RNA of Zootoca vivipara (common lizard), 8401 nucleotides long. Lineage: Eukaryota; Metazoa; Chordata; Lepidosauria; Squamata; Lacertidae. The record is from RefSeq and is a predicted model, not a curated record.
CUUUAUUAAUGAAUUGCAGUGUUAGAUAUGUAUUCAUACAUAUUUUUGAUAUUAUUUAACAGCUCAUUGAAAAUAAUUCCUUGUCAGAAAACAUUGAUAAGAGGAAGUCAUUUUAUGCAAACUGCUUAGAGGGUUUAAAAUUUUUUAUGCCGUAUAUAAAUACUGUUGAAAUAAAUAAAUGACAUAUGUGGAAAGCUGUGCAUCUAAAGGAUGAAUUUUAUUUUCAUAAUGAUUUCCAGGUUUCAGUGCAUGCUGAGGUACAUUUGGAUAAGAUUUAAAUUAUCAAAGCAACUUGUAGAUCAUAGCACAUUAUUAGUAUGCAGCUGUUGAUUGCUACAAAAAGGACAAGUGAAAAUUAUGUUUGGAGAGAAAAGUAUUUUCAGAUAGCAUGAAUAUGGAAUUUGAAGUAUCUAGGGGGCUGUUGGAUAAGCCAAUUUUAGACCUUAGACUUCUUCUUGGGUCUUGUUCGCUUUCUAGAUCAUUUUUAGCCUACUUGGGGAGGGUGCACUGUGUAUGUAGGAUAAGUAAAAACAUGUAAAUAUGGAAUAUUAUAUCCGUUCAGUGUCAUAGUUUAGAGUUUUGAGAAAAAGACAUACUGGGAUCUAGUGGGGGUCUCAAGGGUAAGAACACUUUUAAAUGUUGUAAACUGACAAAUGAUAUAUUGACUUGUGUGGUAAUAGUGUGUGUGCGGGGGAUUGAAAUGCUACCAGAACAUGUUGCUAUCCCCAGAAUGAUUGCCUCAUGAUGGUGUUCCUUUCUUAAACUUGAAAGCUGGAGCCAUAGUGCAAUAUACUGCUUAUGAAAGUGGAUGUUAGUAAAGACUAGUACAGUAGUUCUGCAAAUUGACACUGCAUUGAUACAAUGCCCUGUGUUGUGUUUGCCAAUCUUAUAUCUUUGUCAAAUGUGUAAUGUGUUUGUCUGAUUCAGUCUUUCAUCACACAAAAUCCAGUUGAAUAAGUCUUUCUCUUACGUCACUGGCCUGUGAGUUUUGAACACACAUGGUAAUACAAUGGCCUGAAUCUAUACAUAGUAGACAAUCAAUAGGGCUCUUGAAAAACAUUUCAUUGGAAUGCUGAUGUUAAUAAAUAAAAUGGGUUAGAUGCAAUAAUAAAGUCACAAAAUUUCAUCAAAAGUUUUGUAUUAAUUUAAAAAAUAUUAACUUUAAAUUCGGUAAUGUACUUGAAAUAAGCGUAUUUCACUGGAACUUCUUAUGUGUACUUUGGUGCAUAUCUUGAAAUUAAAUCUUAAAUUGGCAUUCUUUGUGUGUUAAUCAUCAGUUUAAAGCAGGCACCCCCAAACUGCGGCCCUCCAGAUGUUUUGGCCUACAACUCCCAUGAUCCCUAGCUAACAGGACCAGUGGUCAGGGAUGAUGGGAAUUGUAGUCAAAACAUCUGGAGGGCCGAAGUUUGGGGAUGCCUGGUUUAAAGCAAGGAUUGGGAAUUGGGUGACUUCCAGAUGUUGCUGCACUAUAACUCACAUAAUUUCCACCCAGCACCAGCAAUGAUGGGAGUUAUAGUCCAACUAUCUGGCAGUCACCAGGGUCCUCUUCCCUUAUUUAAAGCAGUGAAAUACUUUUGGGGGGUUGGAAAAGGCAGUUGUAACUUGACAUUGCUCACCUGGAUUGGGUUAGACCAGAAGUUGUUUUCACGGCCAUGCUAAGUGACUAUACAUCUAAAGCAGGGUUUCCCAAAUUUGGGUCUCCAGUUGUUGUUGGACUACAAUUCCCAUCACCCCUAGCUGGCAGGAACAGUGGUCAGGGAUGAUUGAAAUCCAAAAGCAGCUGGAUACCCAAGUUUGGGAAGUCCUGAUCUAAAGAUAUUCUUAAUGGCAAUAAUUAGCUUGACAGCCUUUCCUAUUACAGUAGCAAGUAGUGUAGCAUUGAAGUAGUUUCAGCAUUCCAAAUAAGAAAGGAAACUAAAAACUGACUUUAGCUAAUUCAGUACGACUCUUAUAAACCCACCUUACUUGCCAGGGACUGAACCUGUGUUCUUCCAGAUGUUGCUGGACUACAACUGGAGAUCACCUGGAGAAGGCUUGGCUACAUGUUACUCUGGGGUUAUCCAAACACUAGUUACUGACAACCCUUACAAAUGUUCAGUCAGCCAAGAUUCUGCUAAUUGAAGGCACUCCACACACCCAGUCAGUCCAAAUGAUGUCCUUUUGGCUCUACUCUUUGCACCCUUUGUACCCAUGUGUGCAGAUACAUCUGCGUCCUGAGAACACUUCAUGGCAUGCAUCUGACAAAGUCGGCUCUGAUCCAUGAAACCUUAUGCUACCACAAAUGUUUGUCUUGAAGGUGCCAGAAGAAUCAUUAAAUGUUCACAGGAGUCAUCUAAAACACUUGAGCAAUGCAGCAAGUUUUGGACAACCUUACGGACUUGCCUCCAUCAGCAGGAGCUGAAGAAAUAGACCUUAUUUUCUUGAAAGGAAUUAUGGAGAAUCCUAUUGUAAGAUCUCUUGCUAAGGCUCAUGAACGACUGGAAGAUUCUAAGCUUGAAGCUGUAAGUGACAACAAUCUGGAAUUGGUAAAUGAGAUUCUUGAAGACAUCAGUCCAUUAAUAAACAAAGAUGAAAACAUUGCAGAGUUGGUUGGUAUACUGAAGGAGCCACACUUUUUGUCACUCUUGGAAGCCCAUGAUAUUGUGGCAUCAAAGUGUUAUGAAUCUCCUCCCUCUAGCCCAGAAAUCAAUAAUUCUUCAGUGAACAAUCAGAUAGUGCCCGUGGAUGCCAUCCGUAUACUUGGCAUUCACAAAAGAGCAGGGGAGCCACUGGGUGUGACAUUUAGGGUGGAGAAUAACGAUCUGGUAAUUGCAAGAAUCCUUCAUGGAGGAAUGAUAGAUCGACAAGGUCUUCUACAUGUGGGCGAUAUUAUUAAGGAGGUUAAUGGUCAUGAAGUUGGAAACAAUCCAAAAGAGUUGCAAGAACUUCUGAAGAGUAUUAGUGGGAGUGUCACUCUAAAGAUCCUUCCUAGCUACAGAGAUAAUAUUAUUCCCCAACAGGUAUUUGUUAAGUGUCACUUUGAUUAUAAUCCAUAUAACGACAACCUGAUUCCAUGCAAAGAAGCAGGGCUCAAGUUUUCUAAAGGAGAAAUUCUUCAAAUUGUGAAUCGUGAAGACCCAAACUGGUGGCAGGCUAGUCAUGUCAAAGAAGGAGGAAGUGCAGGACUUAUUCCUAGCCAGUUCUUGGAAGAAAAGAGGAAAGCAUUUGUUCGACGGGAUUGGGACAAUUCAGGUCCUUUUUGUGGAACAAUAAGUAGUAAAAAGAAGAAAAAGAUGAUGUAUCUCACAACUAGAAAUGCAGAAUUUGACCGCCAUGAAAUUCAGAUAUAUGAGGAAGUAGCCAAAAUGCCUCCGUUUCAAAGAAAGACAUUGGUGUUAAUAGGAGCCCAGGGAGUGGGCCGAAGAAGUUUGAAAAACAGGUUUAUUGUACUAAAUCCCACAAAGUUUGGAACCACAGUGCCAUUUACAUCACGAAAGCCAAGGGACGAUGAAAAAGAUGGUCAAGCCUACAGGUUUGUGUCCCGAGUUGAAAUGGAGGCAGAUGUUAAAGCUGGAAGAUACUUGGAACAUGGAGAAUAUGAAGGAAACCUUUAUGGCACCAAAAUAGAUUCUAUCCUUGAAGUGGUUCAGACUGGAAGGACAUGCAUCUUGGAUGUAAAUCCACAGGCGCUUAAAAUAUUGCGGACUUCAGAGUUUAUGCCCUACGUAGUGUUCAUUGCUGCUCCAGAACUUGAGACAUUGCGUGCCAUGCACAAAGCCGUGGUAGAUGCAGGGAUUACAACCAAACUGCUUACAGACACUGAUUUGAAGAAAACAGUUGAUGAGAGUGCACGGAUCCAGAGAGCUUACAGCCACUAUUUUGAUCUGAUCAUUGUGAAUGACAAUCUAGACAAAGCCUUUGAAAAGUUGCAAACCGCUACAGAGAAGCUGAGGACGGAACCACAGUGGGUUCCAAUUAGCUGGGUAUACUGACAGUUCUUUUUGAAGACUGGUGUAAGCACCUAACUGGGGUUUCUGCACAUCAUAAACAUUAUACCGAUAACAUAUUGUACAGAGGUGCCAGUCACUAACAGCACCUGAUGCAUUUGUAAUCUGUGUAUAUUUAGAUAAUGGUAUGCUAUUCCAAGUUUUUAUACAAUAUAUUGAAGGGAAAGUGUACUUAAUAUGUAAUUUAUUUUAAUUUUUCUAACUUUUUACAAAUCUUUCUAUUCAUACCACAUGAAGGAAAUGCGUUGAAGCAUUUUUAUAAAUGUUUUGAUUUACUACUUUGCCUUUUACUCAUCUAAGGAACAUUCACUUCUACAUCUGGUCUUACAUUUUCACUGUGAUAAGGAGAAAAAUACUUGAAAAAAUAUUGUUGUUUUGUAAAACUCUGUUUAAAUCAAGUGUUUAUCUGGCUGGUUUUUUCUUAUUUAGAAGAAGACACUAAUCCUUAUCCUAAUAAACAUGUAUCUCUCCUUGACGUGAUCAGAAUUUUCAAUACUUAAGCAACCAGCACUGAGCCAUGUUACUGACACCUUUUUGCUUAAUGUUUAUAGACAUGUUUUGCAGUUGUCUUGUCUUAGGCAGAUGUACUGUAGACUUCCCUGUAUAUCUUUUUACCGAAAGUAAAAGCAAUACCUUGAACUUUCCCUAGGAGGCUGCUUUGGUGAGCCAACAUUUCUACCCAUUAGAAACAAGUAUUACUGUCUGAGUUAUGUAAUGUGAUUCAUUGUGUUUGGGAUCAUGGUGAAAUAGCCUAAGAGAGCCUUACAACACAGAACCUUACAGUGAGGCUCAGCAUGUAGGAUGUUUGUUCUCACUUGUGAAAAACCAUUGCUUUAAAAUAACAGAACCUGCUCCUUUACAAUGACUUUGCCCUGUAUUCCUAUAUUGUUCUGUGAUGCGCUUUUAUUUUACGCCAGAAUAUUAUGAGUGAUUAUGUGUGUUAUGAAAUAUGACGUGAUGGGUCCUUGUGUUAUUCACCAAAUAGCUUGUGAACCUAAAAUUAUUGUCAGUUCUUAAAAAUCAAUGUUAUUUAUAAGUGGGUUUAUUUAUGUUUUACAAUCAUGUUUCUUUUUCUUCCAGUGUUCAUAGUAACUUUUCCCUUUCAGCAAAAUUAAUCCAUCUACUAACUUAGGUUCAUAUUCACUUAAAUACUUUUGCUGAUGUAUAUUGUUUAAUGAAUAUAAAUGCAGAUUGUCACUUAGACAGACUAGUCUGGUGACCAUAGUUUAUAUUAUGCUUGUUGUUGUAAAUAUGCCCAUUCAUCACUAACAUGCUAGGUGCCUGAACUGGUUGUCAUCUGCCAUUUCAUUUAUUUUUUUUCCAUGUGAAGGCAGGCACUUGGCUUCAGAUUUUAUUUUCAACACCAAAGUUCCAUACAUAGGAUGCCAACAAAGGAGAAGCUUGGAAAAGGCUGAGACAGUGCAAACAAGUUCUUAAAAUGUUUUCUUUUAUUUUUGAUUGUGCACAAGAAAACAGGGUUUGGAUAGUUUUUACCUUAUACAGAGACACGAUGAGACACCAAAAAGGUAUUAUAUAUUUAAAAUCUUUAAGGUAUUUUUUUAAAUACUUCAGUAUAUUUUGUAAAUGUUAUGCAAAUUAUUGCAUACCUUUGUCUUAAUUGCUGUUGCUACUUAAGAUUUUAGCUUCUAACAAUAUAACAUAUUUUUUAAGAACUUCUAUUAUGUUAAAUCUCUAGGCUACGCAUUUGAAAAAUGUAUUCAGCUGAGACUGUGGAAAGAUUAUAUUCCUGUGUGGUGCCCAGAAUGACACUUUAAAAGAGUAUGUCUGCAGUUUUGAUGCUGUUGUAGGAUUAAAGGAUGAGGUACAAUGUGAUGAUUACUUUUGAUGGACAAAGCUGUGUUUAAAUGGAAGCUUGCAAGAGGUCAGUGAAUCCUAAUCUCAGAUGUUAACUCCUGCUCCUUUUGAAACAGAAUUUUAAAAAAUCCUUCCAGUAGCACCAUAGAGACCAACUAAGUUUGUCAUUGGUAUGUGAAUGCACAUGAAAGCUCAUACCAAUGACAAACUUAGUUGGUCUCUAAGGUGCUACUGGAAAGAAUUUUUUAAAUUUUGUUUCGACUACGGCAGACCAACACGGCUACCUACCUGUAAUAUCCUGCUCCUUUGUUUUCCAGUGCUUCAGUAGGUUUGGUGCAUCAUCUUUGGACCAGCUUGAACAAAGGUAGCCUGGGCUUGGGGCUCUUCUUGCUCAGAUUCCAAACGUGAACUAUUUUUGAGAGAGAGAAUCCUAAGACUUAAUAGCCGCAUAAUCUGCUCCCUAUCCUCUUAGCGUUCUGUUCUGCUUUUAGCACAGUGGAUGGGUAUGGCUCACUUUGGUUGGAAAGCAGGAAGAGCUACUAGCAAAUAGGUCAGAGUUUCAUGAAAAAUUAACAGGAAUUAGAUGUUGGUUAUAAGUCCCACAAGCUCUGAAAAUUGAUAGUGAUGCCCAGGGGCUGUAGACGAAAAGAAAAGUGAUAGGAAACACUAAUGUUUGUCUUAACUGCUGCCUCUAAAGUCAGGCACAUUGAGAGAGAGCUAGUGAGCUCUCUGGACAUGCAGUUUUUAUACUGCUACUGUGAAGAUUUUGGAAGAACUGGUUAAACUGUGUCAUUAGGAGCAGCAGUAGCCAAGCCAUGGGUUGAUCCUUUGAGUCCAACUGUGGUCUGGUGUGUGUUUGAAACAACAUGUGUCAUUGCCAUUCUCCAGCAGGAAACAGAUCUAGGAACAACUGUGUUUAACAUGAAAUCAUGCCUUUUCUCAAGAAGGCAGAAUAAACUGACUUUUUGAACUGUGAUGCCAAAGGAGGGUUGAGCUAGCUCCUCCCCAAUACUCAAAAAGUGAUUUUACUUUCCACACCACAGUGCCACUAAAUCAACUUUUGCUGUACUUGUACUUCGAAAUGCUGAGCUUGCAGCAUUUUCAAAUGUUGAGCCCGUGUAUUGUUAUCAUACGUUUGGAGGGGAGAGGCAGAUAAUAGCAGCCAAAAUUCCAGUCCUCCUUCUGAGGACAGUGCCAUGGCGAUGUGCUCUGUAUUGUACUUCUUUAAGAGAAGGGCCACAGCUCAUUGGUUGAGAAUCUGCUUUGCAUGCAAAUAUACCAGGUUCAGUCCCUGGCACCUCCAGGUAGUCCUGGAAAGACUUUUGUCUGAACUCUCAGAGAACUGUUGCCAGUGUAGCUACACUCCAAGGCAGAAGAGCCAUUUGCCUCUGCAGCUUCCAGUACAUAAUGAUCCCAAACGAUACUGGAAAGAGCACUUGCUACAUUAUGUGCUUUUAGGGGCUCAAGUUGGGUUUUUAAAAUAUUGUUUCCCUCCCUUCUAAAGUGAGAAGAAUGCAGGCAACUUCACGUGUAUAUUCCAUUACCUGAGAGUAAGCACCAAUGAACUCAACUGAUACUAAUUACCCAAUGAAGCCAUUUGUCAAUUCUGCCAAAACACAAUUGCUUGCUGUCAAUGAGGCAUGCCACUUUUUGACUCAUUUACUGAACUGCACAUGUUCAGCUGUGGGCCACCUAUACAAUAAAAAUAGCAUUGGUUUAUCUGACUGCCUCUAUUGGACAUAGUCUAAAGUCACACGGAGCAGCAGGAAUUAGAAAGAUGGGUGGAUAUGUCCUAUAGUAGAUAAGUCUGGUAGAAAACAACUGGAACACCUUUAUGUGCUCAGUGUCUCUUGAGUUAGCUUUUUAUUGAGGGAUAAAAAUCUGGCAAUCUUCUAAAAGUGAACUGUAGAUCUUAAGCCAACUUAUAUGUUUUUUUAAAGAAAUUUUUUAUUUUGAAUUCCUUGGGUACUAUGCAGUUCAUUGAGCGAUACAGAGUUUGAUACUUGUACAUAAGCUUAGAAAGAAUACUGGAAUUUUGUUUGCAGUUUUUUCACUUGAAAAAUUCACACCAAAAUGUUGAGGAUUGCAGACAAUAUGGAUGAGGCUGAUUCAGAUCUACUCAAAGUUAAGUUUAGCUUAUAUACAGCUUAUUUGUAUGUAUCCGGUUACUUGAUCUUUUGAACAACAGAGCUGCUAUAGUGUUAAAAUAUUCUCAUCGAGUAAAGGGUGGAUGUAGAGCCAGGACAUGGCAAAGGCACGGGAAAUUGAGACUAGGGGUUCUUGGGUCAACAAGUGUUUCCCUUUUUUACUUCACACCAUGCAGUUAUGCCUUAGAGGUACAUGUAUCUCUUUGUCAUCCAUGCAGGACCUGUGAACUUACUGGGUGUGUAUGCCAAAAACACAGAUCCAUUUGCUUAAAAGUGUGAGGCCCUGUUUGCCUUGUGCUAACAACUUUGCUACAGUUGUAAUGAACUCUCUUUUUAGAUAAUCUAUGAAUAAACAAGCCAUUUAACCUUGGAGAAAACUACAGGAAGGUUGCUAAAUCUUGCUUUAGGGGUCACAUAUUUCCAAACAUGAGUUUUUCCUGGGAACUUUUUUUU